CAUCAUCGGGUUCAGUCUGCAUUCCGUCUUCAACUACCGAACAUCAUUUCUUGUACGAUGAAUCGCCAAACCCCCUGCAACCGCUCAGUAAGACUUAUCAAUUACGAGAACGAAACUGCUGAGCCAAUAUCAAUUCGAAACAAAGUUGAUCAAAAGUCUUCAACGAGUGCUAAACCAUCACUAGACGCUGUUCGUGCCUUAGAAAGUUUGGUGAUCUGCCCAAUUUGCGAAAAGCGCCUCAAGGCACCGAAAAUGCUUCAAUGUCAACACACAUUUUGCCUUGCGUGCCUGGAAAUAGCAUAUUGGCAACAGAAGCAGCAAGAUUACAUUGCUUGUUCUACAUGCGAAUCAAGGCACGCACUCACUUCCGCUGUGCUAUCGGACCUUCCGUCCAACCUGUACAUUGAUUCAGUGCUGCAGGUCUUGAGCCAACCAACUACUGGAACCAAUGGCGAUUCGAAGCAAACCUUAUCUGCUUCGCAUGCUACUUCCAGUGAUGCACCCAACGAGGAAGCUUCAACCUGCCGGAAGUGUGAUACAAUCAGCAGUGUUAUGAUGCAAAAAUGCAACCACUGCGAUCAGGUUUUAUGUGCCAUCUGCUGGCAGUCGCAUAUGGAUCAGCUCAUCAAACAAGUUCAGCAGCUCGAUGUUCAACUAAACUCAGCGAUCAAGAAAAUGGAGCACAAAAUGAGCAACUAUAAGAUACGUUUUACAAACCUUAAUUUGCAAAUCAAGGCACAUUUUGAAGAAAAAGUACAGGCGCUUAAGAGGCAAGAGUGUUCAAUUCAAGACGAAUCACAGAGAAUACUAAACGAUGGACUAUGCGCGCACGAAUUGGUGAUGGAGAAGAUACGCCGACUCAGGACAGCAAUCGGAGACAAUGCGAUUGGCACACAAGGCAAUUUUGUUCAUGUGUAUCUGAAUUUGCAUAAAGAAAUUUCGAUCGUCUUUGAGGAGAUUGCACACUGGGGCGAGAAAAUUAUUGUAUUUGACCAGAAAAAAAGCAAAAUAGAAGUAAUUGGCUCCAACGAAGAUGUGGGAUAUUCUGCAGAUUGUAUAGACAACGACAAACAGCACACAAAAUGUGAUACGAUACGCCCAGGAAAACUAGGCACCGAAGAAGCGGUUUUCAAUUUCUACAAGAAUCAUGCCUUUAAACCGAAACUUUUUUGGAACAAAUGCCAUCGUCCAGCAGGAGUGGGUGUUGCUCCAUGGAAGCAUGAAACAAUAGAGCAAACAUUACUCUAUAUCGCGGGAGCUGAAAGCAGGCUAAUAUACGUUGUUAAUAGGGCCUCCGGAGAUAUCCUGCAACGGAUUGUUCAUGAUGAUAUGGCAUACCCAAACGGAAUCACUUUUGACGAGAGCAAACAAGAAAUUUUUGUUUCCGACAAAUGGAAGCAUUGUAUUUUUGUAUUUUCGUCAGAUGGAACCUUUUUGCGUCAACUCUGUGACAAAGGAGAUCAAGAAGGUUUACUAAGAGCUCCUGAGGGAAUUGCCAUAGGACCGAGUGGAGUUCUUUUCAUUUGUGAUACAGGAAACGAUAGAAUCCAGUGUGUUAGUCCAACGAACGGCCGAAUGCUGUCACAAUUCGGACGAAUUCCAAAAGACCAACUGUUGAAAGCAUCGCAAACUAAAACGCCAACGCGAUAUGUAGAUCUCAAAUGUCCUAUGGGAGUGGCCGUUCACGACGACAAAGUUUUCGUGCUGGACAGUGGCAACCGAAGAGUCAAAAUUUUCAACAAACAAGGCGAGAAAAUACUGGAAUUCGGGCAAGUAGGAUCUGUGAUUGGACAGUUCCAGUAUCCAGAAGUGAUUGCUGUCGACCCGAGUGGAUUCAUUCUAGUUGGUGAUGGCGGGAACGCUAAGGUUCUGAUAUAUAACCCGAAUGGAAGCUUCGUUACGGCGCUUGGCUGUCGAGGUGAUAAAGCUGGGCGAUUCAAUUGGGUAUCGGGUCUGUUCGUGACCAAGGAUCGUGAGAUUAUCAUCAGCGAUUAUAAAAAUCACACCGUGCAAGUUAUAGCAUAGCGGAGACCAAAAUCGAUGGAAAAAAAAACUGAGAUGUUUAUUUUAAUUGGUUUUAUUUACAUUUGAAGCAAAAUAAAUUAGAAAAUGAUUGCGUCCAAUUCAAUAAAAAUAAUAUCAAUAUAAUCACUGUCUCUCGUUAAAAAUAAUCGAUAUACAUAAUCACUGUCAUUCAACAAGGAUGGUUUCUGUUUCUAAAUUUAUUAUUUUAAUUUUGAUGUUUACCCUCAUUGGCUGUGAGUACAUGAAAAUUACAAAUAUUUCUGAGAAACUUAUUUCAGUCAUCAAUUUCAAAUGGUUCGCAGCUGUUCCAGAGAAUAUAUUCAGCACUUUUCAAAUUUUCCAAGCUUUAGUAAUAUGGCAUAAAAUA
This is a messenger RNA of Aedes aegypti (yellow fever mosquito), 2392 nucleotides long. RefSeq names its product tripartite motif-containing protein 2. Gene Ontology annotation, biological process: proteasome-mediated ubiquitin-dependent protein catabolic process; protein polyubiquitination. Lineage: Eukaryota; Metazoa; Arthropoda; Insecta; Diptera; Culicidae. Gene Ontology annotation, molecular function: ubiquitin protein ligase activity; protein binding. The record is from RefSeq and is a predicted model, not a curated record. The transcript has 12 exons. Bases 58 to 2025 code for a protein of 655 amino acids.